AUGGCCGACAAACUCCGCAACCAGCAGGAACUCGAGCGCCUCCAGGCCAAGUACGUGGGCACCGGCCACCCCGACACCACGAGCUGGGAAUGGCGCACCAACAUUCAGCGCGACACGUACUCGUCCAUUGUCGGCCACCGGCCGUUGCUAUCCUACAUUGCUCUUGCGGAAAACGAGCCCGUCUCAAAAGUCCGCGCACAGCUGAUACGGAAGAUGAUUCAGCCCUGCGGACCGCCACCGCCACGAGAAGAGUAG
Molecule: messenger RNA, 255 nt
Organism: Emericellopsis cladophorae
Lineage: Eukaryota; Fungi; Ascomycota; Sordariomycetes; Hypocreales; Bionectriaceae
Exons: 2
Coding region: 1-255 (84 amino acids)
Biological process (GO): mRNA splicing, via spliceosome
Cellular component (GO): U2 snRNP; precatalytic spliceosome
Source: RefSeq, a predicted model, not a curated record